Pestalotiopsis fici W106-1 is the source of this 1074-nucleotide messenger RNA. RefSeq names its product Replication factor C subunit 4. Gene Ontology annotation, cellular component: DNA replication factor C complex; Ctf18 RFC-like complex; Elg1 RFC-like complex. Gene Ontology annotation, biological process: DNA repair; DNA-templated DNA replication. The coding region runs from base 1 to 1074 and encodes 357 amino acids. Gene Ontology annotation, molecular function: ATP binding; ATP hydrolysis activity; DNA clamp loader activity. NCBI's taxonomy places the organism in Eukaryota, Fungi, Ascomycota, Sordariomycetes, Amphisphaeriales, Sporocadaceae. The record is from RefSeq and is a predicted model, not a curated record. The transcript is spliced from 2 exons.
AUGCCUGCCGUACAAAAGGACGAAAUUGGCGAGUCGUCGACAUCAGCAGCCAAGAAGGCUCUCAACGCCUCGGCCAAUGGAGCCGCCACCUAUGAACUUCCAUGGGUAGAAAAGUACAGACCCAUCUUCCUCGAUGAUGUCGUAGGCAACACGGAGACGAUCGAGCGACUCAAGAUUAUCGCCAAGGACGGCAACAUGCCCCACGUCAUCAUAUCAGGAAUGCCUGGAAUCGGAAAGACGACGAGCGUGCUAUGUCUGGCUCGGCAACUCCUGGGCGAUUCCUACAAGGAGGCUGUCUUGGAGCUCAAUGCAUCCGACGAGCGUGGUAUCGACGUUGUGCGCAACAGAAUCAAGGGCUUUGCACAGAAAAAAGUUACCCUGCCGGCAGGCAGACACAAGCUCGUGAUCCUCGACGAGGCCGACAGCAUGACGAGUGGUGCGCAGCAAGCCCUGCGGCGAACCAUGGAGAUCUACUCAAACACAACGCGCUUCGCCUUUGCCUGCAACCAGAGCAACAAGAUCAUUGAGCCGCUACAGUCGAGAUGCGCCAUCCUGCGAUACGCGCGACUGACAGAUGGACAAGUCGUCAAGCGACUCAUGCAAAUCAUCGAGGCAGAAAAGGUGCAGUACAGCGACGACGGGCUGGCGGCUCUCGUCUUUAGCGCCGAAGGUGAUAUGCGACAAGCAAUCAACAACCUCCAGUCCACGUUUGCAGGUUUCGGCUUCGUCAGUGGAGACAAUGUUUUCAAGGUCGUCGACUCGCCGCACCCUAUCAAGGUGCAGGCCAUGCUUAAGGCUUGCUACGAGGGCAAGAUUGACAGCGCCAUGGAUAGCCUCCGUGAGCUGUGGGAUCUUGGCUACAGCUGCCACGAUAUCAUCAGCACCAUGUUCCGGGUCACCAAGACGAUACCGACACUGAGCGAGCAUAGUAAGCUCGAGUUCAUCAAAGAGAUUGGCUUCACACACAUGAAGAUCCUCGAAGGCGUGCAAACCUUGCUCCAGCUCAGCGGUUGUGUGGCUCGUCUAUGUAAAAUCAAUAUGGACCCAAAACGGUUUGAAACAAAACUAAAGUAG